GCUCCUAGCUUAUCCCAAUCGCACCGGCUUUACGCAACUACUACACCAACCAGAACGUGUCAAUGGACCGCCGGAAGGCGCCGAUGCUCUUUCUGUCCACGUCUAUUGGAAGUGCGUCGACGGCCGGCUCGCCGCGAACGUGCUCUUGAACUUCUUCUCGGGCGCGCGCACGAUGCGGUGCGGCAGCGGGAAUUUGAUGUCGUCCUUGGCGUACUGGAUCGUCGCCGGGCGCUUCAGGUCCGCUUUGUUCUCCACGACGCCCGUUCUAAUAAUCUGAAUCGACCGCGGCCGCGCGCGGUGGCGGCCGGCCAUCUCCGAGUAGAGCUGGUCGACGGCGCCCGUGAGUUUCGUCGCGCGGUACUCGCGGUACAUGUUGUGCGUGCCGCUUCUGCUGUUGUAGCGGAGCAUGACGUAGUACGUCUUGACGACGCGGUCGUUCUUCUCUCUGAUUUCGUUGACAUCCAACACCUCGCCCGUCGUCUUCUUCAUCUUGCGGUACUGGUGCAUGUAGUACCAGAAGCGGGACCUUGCCAAAACUUCGUUCGGCGCGAACAGCUUCAUGCGGUAGACCGGCGGGUCCGGCUCGGCCGCCGUCGGCGCCUUGCGGCCGAUGACCUGGUAGAGCUUGAAGCCCGGCAUCCUUACCGAGCGCCUCGCGGCUUUCGGUGUCUUAAAAGCUUAUUUAUAUACCGGCGGUCCCGUUGCGAGAUAACCUGUGGAGACCGACGCGGGUGAGGGCUUUGAUUGGCGAGUGGCGAGCGCGCGGUCGCGGCGGUACGGUGGUGGGCGCGGCCGAGACGACGUCGGAGAGCGUCCCCGGUGUUUCACCCUCUCAGAGCGGCGACGCGCCGCGUUUCGGGCGGCAGCGUGCCCCGCGGGCGUCGAGCAGUCCUGCUGCGCGGCGAUCGCCGGUGGCGCUCGCUCGCCGCAGGGCUAAACUCGAACUCGCUGGUAAGCGAUUUGGUUAAUCUCGGACGUACCGCCGCGAGGCCAGCGCAGUCUUCUCUCACGCGUAGUAGAUGGGUCGUAGAAUGUAUAGCACGCGGCUGCUGACCGGUUGUCGGCUAGGCGACGGUCUCCAGGCCCGAUAAUUAUCGAGCUCGCCUA
Pelagomonas calceolata is the source of this 1107-nucleotide messenger RNA. Lineage: Eukaryota; Pelagophyceae; Pelagomonadales; Pelagomonadaceae. The record is from the annotation of a GenBank genome assembly.